This is a messenger RNA of Amphiprion ocellaris (clown anemonefish), 10951 nucleotides long. RefSeq names its product leucine rich repeat containing 4Ba (gene lrrc4ba). The record is from RefSeq and is a predicted model, not a curated record. Gene Ontology annotation, cellular component: plasma membrane. Gene Ontology annotation, molecular function: protein binding. The coding region runs from base 455 to 2656 and encodes 733 amino acids. NCBI's taxonomy places the organism in Eukaryota, Metazoa, Chordata, Actinopteri, Pomacentridae. The transcript has 3 exons.
AGAGAGAGAGAGAGAGAGAGAGAGAGAGAGGAGGGAGAGAAGACAGCGUCGGCGGCGGCUCUGCAGUGGAAUACGCUGUUAUUUGAGGGAAGGUGAGCGUCUCGGAGUACCGACCAGCGCGCAGAGAUGCGUUUGAGGACUUGAUCUCAGAAUAAAAAAGUAACUCCUGGGUUCUUCUCACUUCACAAAAAGCCUCAGUCAAAUCCCCAGACAACACAAGAAAAAAAAAUGGAAUAACAUCUGUUUAUCUGCAUAUUUCUAUGUUCCAAAAACAAGAGGAAAAAACGCAGAGAUCGACAGAGGACACGAAACAUCUCAGAGGAUGUGGAAUUAGAAAGAACAAAUUGCCACUGGAGGACCAAAGGGAAAGUGAAGCUUUUCUCACAGAUCCACCAGUGUGGAGUCACCUCACCUGUACCUUCGGAUUAAAGAGCAGGGUCAUGUCCCAGUUGCCAUGCGCAUCGCCACGCUGACCUGCCUUCCCGGCCCUUCCCCCUUCCUCUUUCUAUUGGCCCAGCUGCUACUGCGGCUCCUCCUCCCUGGGCCGGAGCUAGUGGGAGCCGCCUCCUCCUGCCCCUCCCUGUGCACCUGCUCCAACCAGGCCAGCCGAGUCAUCUGCACCAGGCAAAACUUGGAGGAGGUGCCCGAAAGCAUAUCCGUCAACACGCGAUACCUCAACCUGCAGGAGAACUCGAUACAGGUCAUCAAGUCAGACACGUUCAAGCAUUUGAGGCACCUGGAAAUCCUCCAACUCUCCAAGAAUCAGAUACGUCAGAUUGAAGUUGGAGCAUUCAAUGGCCUCCCCAACCUCAACACACUGGAGCUCUUCGACAACCGCCUCACACUGGUGCCAUCACAUGCCUUUGAGUACCUCAGCAAGCUGCGGGAGCUGUGGCUGCGCAACAACCCCAUUGAGACUCUGCCCGGCUAUGCCUUCCACCGUGUGCCCUCGCUACGUCGCCUGGACCUGGGUGAGCUCAAGAAGUUGGAUUUCAUCUCUGAUGCAGCCUUUGUGGGCCUCAUCAAUCUGCGGUACCUGAACCUUGGCAUGUGUGGACUGAAAGACAUUCCUAAACUGACGGCCCUGGUGCGUUUGGAGGAGCUGGAGCUGUCAGGAAACCGGUUGGAGAUUAUCCGUCCAGGCUCCUUCCAGGGCCUGGUGUCCCUUCGCAAGCUGUGGCUAAUGCACUCACAGGUGUCCGUCAUCGAACGCAACGCAUUUGAUGACCUGAAAAACCUUGAAGAGCUCAACCUGUCCCAUAAUUCCCUGCACUCCCUGCCCCACGACCUCUUCACACCCCUUCACCAGCUGGAGAGGGUUCACCUCAACCAUAACCCAUGGGUCUGCAACUGUGAUGUACUUUGGCUUAGUUGGUGGUUGAAGGAGACGGUGCCCAGUAACACCACCUGCUGUGCCCGCUGCCACGCUCCGCCAUUCUUAAAGGGCAAAUACAUUGGAGAGCUUGACCAGAGCCACUUCACCUGCUAUGCUCCUGUCAUUGUAGAGCCGCCUACAGACCUGAAUGUCACCGAGGGCAUGGCUGCUGAGCUCAAGUGUCGCACAAGCACGUCCACAACAUCUGUCAACUGGAUCACCCCUAAUGGCACUCUAAUGACCCACGGCUCUUACCGGGUGAGGAUAUCCGUCCUGCAUGAUGGCACACUCAACUUCACGAAUGUCACCCUGCGAGACACGGGCCAAUACACCUGCAUGGUGACCAACGCUGCUGGCAACACUACGGCGACUGCUGUCCUUAACGUUACUGCUGCUGAUGCCAGUGUCAACUACACCUACUUUACAACAGUUACUGUGGAAACGGUGGAGACUGGAGGAGGUAACGAUUAUGCAUUGGUUGCCAUCAAUGAGACCUUCAUCCACGUUCGCCCUGGCCCAACUCCCUCCGACCUGUGGACAGACAUUGUUCCUACCACAGACUCCUCUCUGUCUCCCAGCUGGUCCUCCUCCUCUCCCCACACCACUCGACCCACCUUCACUGUGCCAAUCACCAUGCCGGGCUUCUCAGGCCUGGACGAUGUGAUGAAGACCACCAAGAUUAUCAUUGGCUGCUUCGUAGCCAUUACCUUCAUGGCAGCGGUGAUGCUGGUGGUGUUCUACAAGCUGAGGAAGCAGCAUCAGCUGCACAAACACCAUGGCCCUGCUCGUGCCAUCGAGAUCAUCAACGUGGAGGACGAGCUGGGCGCCGGGGCCAGCGGUCGGGGCAGCGGCAUCUCAGGAGGCUCCACGGUGACGCAGAGCGGAAGCAGUGGAAUAGGAGGUGGUCAGAGCCUCAGGCUGCAUCACCCAGAGAUAGUCAACCUGCCCAAUCUGGCCCGGUCGGAGCACCUCAACCACUACUACAAAACCCAUCACUUCAACAACAACAUGAUGGGCCUGGGCCUGGGCACGGGCCCUGGCGUGGGCCUCAACAACAACAACAACCCCUCGCCAUGCUCUCAGUCACAAAACAUAUCCUGUUCCCAGGUUCCAACCUCCACCGGUGGGGGAGUACCCACGGGUGGCACCUUGCCCUCCCCUGUCCCCCUGCCCCAGUUGGGUCUCCACAGUUCUCUGAAAGGCCUAAUGGGGAAAGGCCAGAAUGAGCCACUACUUUUUAAGAGCGGCUCAAAGGAAAAUGUGCAAGAGACUCAAAUUUGAGUAGAAGUGAGGGUAGAAGUAUGAGGUAAGAAGAAAGGGAUGCCAAAUAGAGACAGUGAUACAGAAAGCACCUGUGAAACCAAGUAUAUGAGACUGAUUGUAGCCAACUGUCCUCAUGGACAGAUUUCAAAAAGAUGAAGUUUCACAUUGUUGCUGCUUUGUAUUGUCAAUCUGUUGACAGAGAGAAGCAGGUAGGAAGAGUGAAGGAGACAGUGCAGUAUCUGAUCAACGCUAGUCCCACCAGUAGCACCUGCACAUACUUUAAAACUAAAUCAGACACAAACAUCAAAAUUAAUCAUUAAUGUGUGCAACCUGCGAUAGUCUUUGCCAAAGUCCGAUAUCAAGCCAACUCUUCUCGCACAGUGGAGAGCAAUGAACAAUGUGCAAUGAGCCUCUCGAGGUUUUAUACAGAUUACUCCGUAUAUUUCCAGACACAUUCAGUGUAUAUAUUUGGAGGGAGACAUAAUAUUGGCCAUUGGACAUGUUGUCAGAUUGGUGUUUGGCAGAGGCGCAGAAUAACAAACAAUGAUUUGGGAGAGCGGUUCGGUCCCAGGUUUCCAGGAAGCACUAAAACACAGAGAGAGCAAAAUUAGAGCAGAGCAGCGAUACUGUCCAGAACACAAGUAUCAGACUAGUUCUUAGCAGGGAGACAGAACAACAACAAUAGUUUUUGUUUUUUCAGAGUGGUUUCACUCUCACUUUCUCACCUUUUUUUCCCUUUCACACUUUACUGGCUACUGUCUUCUUUGGAGGAGGAGUAAAGAAACAGAGUGGGUGAUCAUGGGAGAAGAAAAACUCCUGCGGCAUAAAGGACAAAGAGAGAUAUUAAAACGGACCGAACGUACAUAUUAUAUAUACCGUAAAUAUAUUUUCAUUCAAAGAAAUAAAUUAUAAAGAAUCUUUAUCAAGCUUCUGACUCAAAACUACAACGUCUGAAGAAUAUAUAUAAAAAUAACACACACACACACAGCUGUUUGAGUGGCCCUUCCUUUUACGACUUUUCUCAACUUGGAACACAAUGGCCACUCCGACUGUGCUGCAUAAGGACACGUGGGAGAGCGGCGUCCGUUGAGAAGAAGCUAAAAACAAAAACUUGACAAAGUGUUUGAGUGAAUUUAUUUUGGUCUGGACUUUUUUGUAGCCACAAAAAGUGUUUUACCCCUCUCCUGUUGCGUUCACAUAAACAGGGUCGCCAGAGAAAGGAGAUCUUUAUGCUCCACAGCGAAAAUAUGACGCAGCUCUUCAUUAUUGGUAUACAGUACAGCUACAGUGUUAAUAAUAAUGAUCAUAAUGGUAAUAAUGAUAAUCAGCUUUAGCUUUAGUUGUCAUAAUGGUCAUUCAAUGAUUAGCACAUUAAAUGAUCAACAAUAUGUUUUACUGUAAAUAUGACCUAGAUGUUGCACAUGCUAAUUUAGCAUGCACUCCAAAAACUCCCUUAGAUUUGCUCAAACUUCGGGUUUAAACGCAUAAUUUAAUAUCUAUCACAGUGAUAUGACAUAUUAUUGUUAUCGUCUUAUCAUUAUUAUCAUUCAUGACUAUUAUUAUUACUACCUGUGCCUACAAAUAACUGGGAAGUACUUUUUUUCAUUUGUAUAUGACACCGAAGUUGUUUGUGACUGAUCCUGUCGGCUAAUGAACAGCAGUGGGACGGACUCGGCGUGCCACAUAGCAAACUCCACGUUCAUCAGCAGGAAAUAACCCGGCCCUCAAAAUGGCUUCCUCAGUCCAGCCCUCACUGACUCCUCUGCUCUGAUGUCUCAAGCAGUCAGGAACCCUCAUAUUAUCACACAUUAAAGACCGGACAUGAACCUUUGACGAAGACUGCACCUUUGCAGAGGAUUAUUUCACAACUGUAUCUCAGUGUUAUCGUGUAUGAGUGGAUUUCAUGGCAGCAGGGAGCUAAAUGGACGACAAGCAUUGCCAAGCAUUUUUAAAGGUAAGCAAUGCUCGUUCAGUGAGGAAGAAGGUGGCAUACGGUACAGUAUACAGUGGUGAGUGAAUUUUUUCUAAAGAAAAAGGACUAUUAAAUGAAAAAAAUAUAGAACCUUAUAGAUCUCUUUUAAAAAACAAAACUAUUAUGAUAAGUGUUUUUCAUUUUGGGUUUUUAUCUAGUUUGAUUAUUUUUUGUUUUUUUAAAUCAAGUGUUAUCUUUAUUGUAAUAUUGUUAUUGUUAUUAUAAUUAGCUAAUUACACUGGUUAUAAUUAUGAGAGAUGUUCUGUUAGCAGAGGUCACUUUGAAAAUUAAAAAAAACCUGGCACAUAAAAUGGCAGUUCAAGUCUGUGAAAUUUGGUGGCUUUUUUUUGGUUUGUUUUUUGUUUCUUUAUGUUAUAAUCAAACUUUAAUUGUAGUAUCACUGUUUGUAUCCCUUUGGCUCUUCUUGAGAUGAGACAUAGCGAAUGUGAAAUGGUCAGCACUGGGUCCUUUUUUUUUUUCUGCACAGGGGGACAGGAAAGGCCCUGCUCUGGUUUACAAGCUCACUCACGCUCGCUCUGUACUUUCCUGAAUGUCAUCACCAUCACAGUGCUCAGAUUGCGCUAUGUCAACACCUCGUUGUCAUGACUACACACUCAGUCUAAUGCGCCAAGCGAGCGUCACCAUCGGCGCCCCGUUGCCCCUUGUCAGUCACUUUCCUUUGAGGUGCCAUAUCUCAACGAGCCGGCCAGUGUUCCUUCAGUGGUAGCAAAUCAACCUGAGCAUUGUACCCGCGUCCUCACAUAAAGCUCCCCUCCUCCCCUCCUCCCCCAACCCUCAGCAUCCUGCCAUCAGGUUUCCCUGGCAACUGUUGCCGCUGCGACAGCCCUUAUCACAGUGGCUUGAUUUGGGUUUCGAAUGCUAAACAGACGAGAGAGGACAGUAUAGCAUUCAUCCACGUUUGCCAGCUUUUCACCAGGUGACUCUCCCCCAGUACUGUUCCUCGUUAAUGCAUUUGAUUUGUUUACAGCAGAAACCAUUUUUCUCACCCCACCGACUUUCUGUCAGUGAAUCAUACGAUUUACAUGCCACUGCCCUCUAUGUGUUUCAUUUGCAUUGGCCCCACACCAUUGCUAAACACAUUUAUGCACCCUAUACUUGUGAUUAACACUCAUACCCUGCAUCGGUCAUUAACAUAUUCCUUUCCCAGCACAAGGGAUCCAUAUUCCCCUCACAAGUUAUUUACAUAUUCAUCUGCCUCUGUGUGUGCAAAUAAGAGAGAAAUUAUCAUGUAGGCACGCUUGUGGGUAAGAGUGAAGUGUGCGUCAGUUUUGUGUACAUCAUCGGCUGAAAGCAAGGACUGUUAAAACAGCUAUUUACCCCGAAUUCCUCAGAUACUGCAUGCCCUGCCUGUCGCCUGUGGUAGCUCCAUCUCUUUGGAAAGCAUUGUGUAGCCCCUAUAGCUCCUGUGAAGUGGCACAAACCAGAGGCCAUGUUAUUGAGGCUUGGUGUUAGAGAGAGCAGCAGUUGAGCUGGAGACACACAGUCACAGUGCUGCAGUGUCUGAGUCACAGAGCACUGAACACACUCCUAACAAUCUAAUGGAAAUGCUGUGUUUACUGUGCAGGAAGGGACCCGCUCAUUCACCCAUUCAGGGAAUAGGUGAAAAACACCAGAAUAUGGGUGUGUGUGUGUCUGUGUGUGUGUGUGCGUGUUUGGGUGUUUUAUUGCAUGUGCAGCUCUGGAUUAUAAAAUGCCUGUUGUACUGUUGUAUAAGGCAAAGAAAUCAGGACAUUUCAAGCGCUACGCUGUUUAUGGCAAAAGAUGUUACACCAUUGUUGAUGCGAUUGUGCCCGGUGUGUGUGUGCGUGCGUGCGCAUGUGUGUGUGUGUUCAGGUGGGUUUACGCUCGCUCGGUUGUAUAAGGAGGGGAAGAGGGAGGAGGGGUGGUCAGACCUCCAUUUUAAAUCCCCAGUUUAAACCAGCUCUGUCUGUCUCCCUCUGCUUCAGGCUACUUUUAUGAUCCUCUCACUGACACUUAAAGUAAAAACUGGAUUUUUUUUCCUCGCUUAAGCAGCUCCCUCCCUCCUCUCUCUCUUUCUCUGCAUACUGGGAUAAACCCAACUGAUGAAAAGUCUGCUCAAUCAGGCCGACCUCUGCUUUCAAAAGAACUUCCCGAGCCUCUUCCAGCUCUGUCAAUGUGCCACCGCAGGCCGAGGGGUCAGGGGUCGAGUCUAGUGGCAGCUUUUUGUUUACCUCACAUCAGCUAAUCAAAGUUAGCAUUCUGGAUUGUGCCAUUUAUUUUUAUUGUUUUGCCCUGGCUCGGCUAUAUAAGAGAAUAACACCUGUUGGCGAAGCUUAAGUGAUUUUAAAUGUGCAUUUUCAGGGGGCUGUAUUUGUGGUUAAUCGCCUUGACGGUGAUGCGACUUUUAGUCAUAAUCGUAAUGAUGCACAUGAAACUAUUUGGGGCUGCUGGCUUAUGGUGGGUGAGGUUCGUGUAAUCGCAGAUAUGAGGGCAUUCCAGGUUCAAUCUGCCGCUCGCUGCGGCGGGCAGCGUUAGGAACACCGCGACCAUAUUCGAGCCGGUCUCCGAGGGCGAGACUGCACACAUGUUAACCUCAGCACUACAAGCUCUAAGUGAGCUCCAUGCAGCUUAAUUUCUCUUCUGUCACCCCUACUUUUAAAAAUAGCGGUGAAGUGACAGCAGAGGUCAAUGCAUUAUUGAUAUGUAUGGUGUCAAUGAUGCAUGCGCUUAGGCACCGGUGCUAAUUUUCUCCACAUUGCAGAGGCCAAAAGCAACAAACCGGCUGUAAUUUAUGCGUAUGGUUAUUGCUGUUAUUUUUCACGCGGCCAUCAAGACGGUCCACGAGAGCCAGUCGCUGCCUCCUCACAUGAUGGCUGCUGUGUUAUUGUGAUGAGUGCAGCAGUGUUUUGUGUGCCACUGUGUCACAGAGCCUCCCCCUGCCCAGCAGCAGCAGCAGCAGCAGCAGCCUCACUGCGCUCCGCUACGCCUCAGCUGUGGGAUGCUUGGCAGUCAGGGGCUGCUUUCAUCACCAUCACACUGGUCUAAGGCCGAGUUGAUGGCACCAGUUUUUCAGACGUCCGGGUCAUUCUGUUUUGUCACAUUAUGAGAGAAUUUUUCAUUUUUUUUGUCACUGCGAUGUCUUUCUGCUGGAGCUUGAGAUGAAAUGUGCACAGACAUUUUUCUGUGUCAUCACUGUGAAAACCCUGCCCCGCGGCCACUCAUCAGACCUGACCACACCAGCGUAUGUAAGACUCACGCAUGCGUGUUCGCUCCCUGACGCCGGCUGACUGAGUGAUUUAUUGACUGAGCUGGAGCUUUCUUAAACAAUUUGCAUUGGCAGUUAAUGCAGACCUCUCAACUGCUGCCUCGUGUGCUUUAUACCCUGUGAAGGUGUCCUUAAUUUGAGAAUGGCCACCGCAUUAGCAUAUGGCUUAUUUCCUUGUUGCCUUGGAAACCGUGUGGCCAGUUGGUCGCAAGAUGUCCAUUUUGGUCUUCUCGUGAGCUUUGAGCCACAUGGAGUCGGAGGGGGCUGUCAGUGUGUGUGGUCUGUGAUGUGAGAGUGAUGAGUGGUGUUUCAUCCCAGAUGACUAUCUCCUCUGUGUCACUCAGCUGUAGGUCAAAAGGCCUCAGAGCUGCAGCACUGAAGAAAACUGAGAAAAAUCCACUGAAGACGCUGAAAUAGUAAAAUGGGACACGCUCACAGCCCAUGUAAUUGUAAAGCACCGAUUAAUGGGAAUAGUAAAGUUGGAGCACUGCUCAAUACAGAGCUUCUCAUGAAUGCUUUAUGAAGCAGAAUAUCAUUAUUGUCACGUGAAAAUCUUGUAAGUCCAAUUUUGAACAUCAGUGGAGUUUUGUGUUUGUGAGACUUUGAGACUCUGCAGCCCUUUUGUGCCGGUAAAACCCUUUCAGAACUCCAUGGAGUGAACUAAAAACAUCUUGGUGUGACAAGUUCAAAAGCAGCCUGCUUGUCUUAGAUCUUGAAAGGCUGACAUUUGGGGCCGUGCAAGGUUUUUCACCCGACAGCGACCAUAUUGCGCUUUCAAAUACGGAUUUGUGUUUUGAGAACAAUCUGGGAUGUCGCGGCCCGUGUUGGGAUUUGGAAGCGUACUUCUGGAGCGACUUCAUGCCCCGGAGCGCUGUAGAAAACUCUCCUCCAGUUUUGUGAUGUGUGCGGACUCGGGGACUUGUAUUGGAAUGUCCUGACUAUUAAAGAAUGUGCUGACCCAGCUGCUGUGCGACUCUCAGCGGACCGACUCACAGUUAAGUUUCCAAACACACAUUCCAGGCCAUCCACAGCCAUCCAGCUUCCAGAUUUACUGUUUAUGGGUACCUUGGCUCAGCAUCAUAAUCAUACUCCGCUGUGUCUGAUGUUUGUUUGAAGCUGGGCAGGGGCCAUAGAGCACAUUUCAACGCUUUGAAGUGUAAAUUCAGGUCUGGUUGGAGCACCUUAUGGAGCGUAGUGAAGAGAUAGCGACAGCCAUAUGUAUAUAAGCUGCUGGUUUGAUAAUAGAGCUGUCUAACUGUUAUCUGUCUACUGAGGUGGCAGAAGCCCAGAGGACAUGAGGUCAAAACCCUCGCCGGAUGUCAGCUUUGAGGGUCGGGAGUUGUUGGGUCUCUGAAAGGUGAAACUAGAGCACAAGUCAGCUCUGACCCAGAUAAGCCUCCCCAGCUGAGCUUUGAAUCCGACCUGCAGUUUCCUCAGUGUAAGAAGUUUUUUAUUUUUAAAAAAAGGCAGGAAACGGUUGUAAACAGUCAUCAAUAUGAAAGAUACUUUUACUGGAGAUAUUGAUUUUUCUUUAUCCUUUCUUGUCUCCACCCCCACAUGUCAGCCAGUGAGGCAUGCUGCUUUUUCUCAUUGGUGCUGAUUUAUUUAUCCCGUCUGGCCCUCAGUACCCUCAUUUCACGUCGGCUCCCAUCCCAGCUCAUAGUCAAUGUGACACUAACCUUACAAUUUUUACCCCUAAUUCUCACGCACGGCUACAGGCGACUUUCAGACGGUGCCCUCAGUUGUGCACGAGCUGUUUGUGUGCGGCCCGACAUGGCUGUGCCACAUUUACAGGGCACCAGAGCCAGCCUACCACGCAACAGCUUCUGUCGCCUCAGGCUCGCCCAUCCUCUGAGCCCAAAGGAAAUAGAGUGACAAGGGAGGACAGGGCAGACAGAAAUAGAGAAGCAGAAAGGACAGAUAGACUGAGAAGAGACAAAGAUGACAGGAGGAAUGAAAGAUGACACUGAGAGACAUCCUGUCACUCCAUAUCUGUGUAGGUUUCAGUCUACAUGUGCGUUUGCAUGUGUGUGUGCAUGAACGCAAUAUGGGACUUGCACAGAGGCUUGUGUAAUGUCUGCAUGAGUGGCGUAAGUGUGCAUAUUUAUGCAUACGUCCGAAUGGGCUGCGUGUGCGUGCACUCGAGUGGUAUCUCUGUUUGUGUAUCUGUGUGUGGCAGGGAUGAAGACAUGAAGGAGGAAAGGCCGCCGCGGUGCUUAUAUGUCACCCAGCGCCGGAGGGGAAAUGACUCCUCUCUGUCCCCGACCCAGGGGAGGCCGAGGAGGAGCACGGCUCACUUCUCCUGCUUCCCUGCCUUUUUUCUCACCCUCUCCUUCAGAUAUGUAGCUAAAGCCUCAGUCACGGCCUCUCCCUCUGAGUCACACACACAUGCAUACAUACGCUCGCUUGCUCUCAGGAGUCCGUCUUGCAUUAUCCCCCCCUUUUUCCUCCUCUCGUGCUUCUCAUCCCCUACACCCUCCUGCUCUCCUCCUCCUCCUCCUCCUCCUCCUCCUCCUCCUCCUCCUCCUCCUCCACUGCUCUUCUCUAUCUACCUCAUGCUUCCUGUUUCACCCCUCCCACCUUCCCCUUCUGCCAUUUUUCACCCCCCUGCAGCUAGAUGUCAAGUCGUGAUUCUGUAUUAACCCCUUGAUCCACACAAACACGCUCCCGUUAGCCCCCUCUGCACCACCCCGAUCCUCUCAGGAAAAUGGAAAACAAACUCACAACAAACCAAGGCUUCUGAUAUUUCCUUCCCUCUGUUCAAUUAAACAUGGCCUCCAUCUGCUUCUUUGUUUCGCUUCGGCUUUUCUUCUGCAAUAUUGACUAUGGUUGUUCUUGUGAUUGUUUCUUAAGACUGUGUUUUAACCUGUUAUAAUCACAGAUGUGCGUAUUAACACUGGAGGAACAUGUCAUAGGGGUGUGUGUCUGUGUGUGUGGCAGGACGAGUGUGUGUGUGUGUGUGUGUGUGGAGGAGGGUGGAUUUGUUCUGCUUCAAGGUUCUGUGCCAAAUCUUUUUCAGAACAUUCAAUCUCUGUUCAUGUGCCAUACUGAGAAAUUUAUGAAAUAAAAAUAACGUUUUUUCACAAAUUUUAAA